Messenger RNA from Lotus japonicus, 813 nucleotides. RefSeq names its product 40S ribosomal protein S20-2. The record is from RefSeq and is a predicted model, not a curated record. Gene Ontology annotation, biological process: translation. The transcript has 4 exons. Lineage: Eukaryota; Viridiplantae; Streptophyta; Magnoliopsida; Fabales; Fabaceae. Bases 183 to 551 code for a protein of 122 amino acids. Gene Ontology annotation, molecular function: structural constituent of ribosome; RNA binding. Gene Ontology annotation, cellular component: cytosolic small ribosomal subunit; ribosome.
GCCCAAAACGUUACACAAUAGGAAAUUCCCAAGAACCCUAAUAUAACACACAUCUCUGAAAUUCUACAAAACCCUAAAUCCUGCUUCUAUCGUCCCCGUCUGCAAGAGAAGAGAAGAGGAUAGCAGAGCUGCAAUUCGCUACUUCCAAUUCUCAAGGGGACCACAGUUGCUUGGAGGAGACAAUGGCUUACGCUGCAAUGAAGCCUACGAAGCCAGGGUUGGAGGAGUCUGGAGAGCAGAUCCAUAAGAUUAGGAUCACUCUUUCCUCGAAGCAUGUCCAGAAUCUCGAAAAGGUUUGCAGUGACUUGAUUCGUGGUGCUAAGGAUAAGCGCCUCAGGGUUAAGGGACCUGUUAGGAUUCCAACUAAAGUUCUUAACAUUACCACCAGGAAAUCCCCAUGUGGAGAAGGUACCAACACAUGGGACAGAUUUGAGCUGCGUGUGCACAAGAGAGUCAUUGAUCUCUACAGUUCACCUGAUGUGGUCAAGCAGAUUACCUCAAUCACAAUUGAACCUGGUGUUGAGGUUGAGGUGACCAUUGCAGAUGCUUGAUUUUAGCUGAGAAUUUAGUUUUUCAAUGCAUUCUUCUUUAAUUUGUAUUUAGCCUCGUGGCUAGGAAUGUGUCGAAUCGAGUACAUUAGAGCUAAUCUAUUUCAUUUUGCUGAAAAUUUUGAAGUUAAUUUACUGUGGUUGGGGGAAUUGAGACUUGAUCGUAAUCAUGUUUUACGGUUGCCAGGAUUCAUGAAUACCAUUAAGAAUCAUAUGAAAUAUUUUUAGCUUUUGAGUGAAAUUAGAUUACAAUUUGUUGUAGUAA